ACUCCUGACGCGACGGCCACACACGAUGGCACCCGAACACAACCCCGUCGCGCCUGCGACUAAUCAAGGCGGCGCUACCUCAUCGCCGACGACGAUCCCAGAUCCAUCCACUUGCUCUUUCCUCGACAAGCUGUCGGCAGAAAUUCGAGUGCAGAUCUACGGCCAUGUCUUCGGCGAAGCUACCCAUGUGCGACUGGCGCCCGACCACAACCUCACGAACGACACUAAUGGAGACGCCGAGUCUUCGAAGGCAUCCCAUAAGUCGUUUCCCGUCGAAACGUCAAUCAUGGCGGCCAACAAGCAGAUUCACGAAGAAGCCAUCGAGACAUUCUACAACAAGAAGACCAUUUGCUUAACGUUCGCUCAGCUCCACACGGCACUCGAAGCGCUGGAUUCCGGCGCCUCUCACCAUUUGGACAUGGCUCGCCGCAUCGAGAUCGUCGGGUGCAAAUCAGCUCGCGUUGCCAGCGUGCACUACUGUCUUUUCAGACUCCAUCUCUUGCCGCAUCUCAAGUCUUUGGUCAUCCUGACAGAGUACCUCACCACUAUGGGACAUCCUGACCUGCACUGUUCUGCUCAACAGUGGAUCGCCGACAUGGGGUUAUCUGGUCUCGUGUGCAUUGAUAUUGGCAAGUUCGAGUUCAAGGAUGACAGCAAACUAGCAAAGGUGCAACUGUUGAACUCGAAAUUGGUACGCAUGUGGCCAGCUGUGAAGAGCACUCCAGAAGACUACGAUCCAGUCAAAGAGGUUGCGAGGCUAAGAGAUGAGUGGGCAAUGAGCGGGUUCGUCAGCAACCUCUAUUCGUGGGCGAGUCACACGUCACUGCGCCUAUGGGUGGCAAUGCAUGAGGCACUCGUUGUGUACGCGGCAGACAAAGAAGCAGACGACACUACCGUCACUCAAGAUUUGGAAGACGACCACUUCAUAGACUGGAUGCGUAGCACCGUUCAGCGCGGACCAUCUUUCACACACUUCGUCAACAGACCAAGAGGCGGAAUCUCAAUGCACGCACUCGGUCCUCAACAUGAUCCUGCUCGACUGGAGGCUGCUACGGAAUUCUUAGCCAUGAACAUCACCUCAUACAAACUCCACGCAGAAGAUCUGGAGGAAGGUUUCCCGUUCCGCAUAACCUAUGCCUCGCCUUCAUGGCCAGAGCUUGGCGGGGUCGAUGUUGGUGCAGAGCAGUCCGAGCAGUAUCGCAUCGAUCAAGCAUGGAUCCGCGAAAACUGCUUCAUCGACUAUCCAUGGACCUCGACACGCCGAUUCGACAUCGAUGUCGUUCGAGAUUCACUGACCGGUAACCCAACCUACGGCCCAGUGUUUGGCAUACACGAUAUCUACGUUGCAUCGAAGAAGACUCUUCAGGAGAUGUGGUAUAUCGUUCUGGCCUUGUACUGUGACGUUCCCGACGACUCCGCGGAAGACGAGCACGAAGGCGAAGUAUGGACCGACGAGUAUUGUCUGAACGGGCCACAUCACGUUGCCUGGACGACCUCUCAUUUACGCAAAUAUAUGAGGCUGAGCAAUCACUUCCUCUCGCCAGAAGAGCGGUUUACUGCAGCGGAGAUUGAGGAUGCUUCGCUCGAGAUCCUAUCGGGGAUUUUCACGUUGGCCACCUCGCUCCGUGCUGUCCGUAUGCAAAUGGAUAAGGAUUUCGAGCCAGAACCAUUCCAGAUGAUUGAGGGGAUGAACCAGGACGAGAAUGUCUACUGGCCGUACCUUGCUCAGGUGGCGCCAUCUCUUCGAGUCUUUCACGGUACUGUGAUGAGGCUCGCUGAGCAGGAGAAUGGUGGGAUCCAACGAGAGGGUGAUGGGUCCAAUCAAGAGGUUGAUCAGUCCAAUCAGGAGGUUGAUGAGUCCAACCAAGAGCGUGAUGAGUCCAACCAAGAGGGCGAGGAAAAUCAGACAGGUUGUGUGAUGGCAUAAGGACGUUAUGCUGCGCUGAGGAGUGUACAUUUGAAACAUGGCAGCGCACAUGUUGACCUGUGAAAAGGCAUUUGACGAUGGGAAAGACGAAGCUGAUAGUACCUUCUACUGCUGUCGAAGACAUGAAUGAAUCGCGGGCGAUGUCCCUGGUGGCGACAAGUCUGUGAUGGCUGUUCAGAAAUUGCAUUAAAAUGUAUGACUAGACAAGCGGCUACUUGUUCGAGGUUGACAAU
Cercospora beticola is the source of this 2160-nucleotide messenger RNA. RefSeq lists its product as uncharacterized. NCBI's taxonomy places the organism in Eukaryota, Fungi, Ascomycota, Dothideomycetes, Mycosphaerellales, Mycosphaerellaceae. The record is from RefSeq and is a predicted model, not a curated record.